This is a messenger RNA of Chenopodium quinoa (quinoa), 2104 nucleotides long. RefSeq names its product L-ascorbate oxidase homolog. The coding region runs from base 243 to 1853 and encodes 536 amino acids. The record is from RefSeq and is a predicted model, not a curated record. Gene Ontology annotation, molecular function: oxidoreductase activity; copper ion binding. Lineage: Eukaryota; Viridiplantae; Streptophyta; Magnoliopsida; Caryophyllales; Amaranthaceae. The transcript has 8 exons.
CUUCAUUUAUAAUUCUUCUUUCUCGUCUCUUUCGUUUACGAGUCGGGGGAUCGAGUUUUUUUCUCCUGUAACUAAGUAAUGUAUAGCGUUAUAUUUCCUCUUUUGUAUCAUGGUGCUUAACUUGAGUGUUUGAUAAAUUUGCGUACAUUUCAUCACCCAUAUUUUACUCUAAAAUGCUUUACGCAUUUGCUAGACGUACAUGUAAUGCUUGAGUGUUGGAUUAAGUAAUUAAUCCUCAUACAAUGGGACGUAUAACGUUCUUGUAUUUCGUCGGAAUUUUGGCCUUGUCAAGUAUUUUCGGAGUUGAUGCAGAAAGUCCUUACAGAUAUUAUGAUUGGGAAGUAACAUACGGAACAAUAUCACCUCUUGGAGUUCCUCAAAGGGGUAUUCUAAUAAAUGGCCAAUUUCCUGGUCCAACAAUUGAAUGUGACACCAAUGAUAAUGUCAUUAUUUCUAUAAGAAAUAGUUUGGAUGAGCCAUUUCUCAUGACAUGGAAUGGGGUUUGGCAAAGGAAGGUGUCGUGGCAAGACGGUGUACUCGGAACCAACUGUCCUAUCCCUCCACACUCAAACUGGACCUACACAAUGCAAGCCAAGGAUCAAAUUGGUACCUAUAUGUACUUCCCUUCCACGGAGUUGCAUCGACUGGCCGGGGGUUUUGGUGCUUUCAUUAUUAAUAAAAGGUCUGUCAUUGCGCUCCCAUACACUGAGUCAGCAGCCGCAUUCACCCUCCUUGUUGGAGACUGGUACAAGACUGAUCACAAGGAACUCCAAAAAAAGCUGGACAAUGGAGAAAGUAUGCCCAUGCCAGAUGGCUUGCUUAUUAACGGUGAUCCAAGCAACACAGUUUUCAGUGGUGAAGCAGGGAAAACUUACUUGUUUCGAGUGGCAAACGUAGGGACAAUGACAUCCAUCAAUAUUAGGAUUCAGGGGCAUAUGAUGAAGCUUGUUGAGAUUGAGGGUUCUCAUGUUCUCCAAGAAAUCUACGAGUCACUCGAUGUUCAUCCAGGCCAAUCUUUAGCUUUCUUGGUUACCCUCCAUGGCUCGGCCAAGGACUACUACAUAGUCGCAUCAACUCGUUUUGACAGAACGUCUAUAGACGCCACUGCCAUACUUCAUUACAAUGGUUCAGAUAUCGGCCCUUCUCAUCCUUUGCCCGUUGGCCCUACUUAUCAAGUUCAUUGGUCCAUGAAGCAAGCCAGAACUUUCAGAUGGAAUCUGACAGCUAAUGCUGCAAGGCCUAACCCUCAAGGAUCUUACCGUUAUGGAGGAAUCCAAGUAACUAAGACAAUUGUUUUGGAAAAUUCUGUUGGAGAGGUCAAUGGCAAGUUACGUUAUGGGGUCAACAAUGUUUCCUACGUAAACCCGGAUACACCACUGAAACUUGCUGACUAUUACGGUAUUCCUGGUGUUUUCGACCUUAACACGAGUAGAGAUCAACCAACACCAGGGCCUAUGAUCUCCGGCACCACGGUUUAUGGGACAGAACUACAUGAUUUUGCAGAAAUCAUCUUCCAAAACAAUGAGACGGACACCCAAUCUUGGCAUCUUGAUGGCCAUAACUUCUUUGUUGUCGCAUUUGGUGCGGGUACAUGGAGUCCAGAUGUUAGAAGAAAAUACAAUAUGGUUGAUGCUGUUUGGAGGAGCACCGUCCAGGUGUAUCGAAAUUCAUGGACAGCAAUAUUAGUAUCUUUGGACAACAAAGGAAUGUGGAAUUUAAGGUCAGCAAUAUGGCACAGGCAGUACUUGGGACAGGAAGUGUAUAUCAGGGUAUGGAACGAUGAAAAAAGUCUGUUUACAGAGAGUGACAUCCCUCCAAAUGCUCUCAAGUGUGGAAAGGCUGCUAAUUUAUAGAUUUAGUUUAUAUAUUGUAGUUUUCUUGUAUUGUACUCAUUUCAAUUUUUUUUCUUGAUUUUAUAUUUUCCUAUUGUGGGGGUAUUUAUUUUCCCAAAAAAGGAAAAAUCAGUCACAAGGGUAUGACUGUCCAAAAAAAGAGGGGGAAACAAGCUUAUAAGGAGGGAUAAGAAAAGAAAUUCAACUGUACCUUGAUCAUAUAUCUCAAUCCAAAAUUAUAAUAAAUAUAUUGAGGUAUUUUUCUUAUUAAA